UAUGCAAGAAAGGAAUACACAUUAUUGCUCAAACUGUCAAAUCACAAUUCCAAAUGAUCAAGAGUACUAGGCUCACUAUAGGUCUGAUUUUCACAGAUAUAAUAUCAGAAGAAGACUAAUGAAUUUGGAGUCUGUUUCUUUUGAAAUUUUUUAGAAAAGUAUUAUCUCUAUUCCACAAUAGAAUUUCUUGAAUCGUAAAGUAAUACUUCCUGCUCCUCAAGCCAAGCUCAAACAUAUUCUUGUAAUACUUGCAAGUAUUUAUCAAACUUUACUUUUUAGAAAAAACUUCUUCUCAUCAGGAACCUAUUCCUAACACUUGAAUUCUGCUAAACAUAAAUAAGUGUUGAAGGACAAUAGAAAAAAUUCAGAUUCCUUGGAAAAAAAAUAAGUUUAAAAUUUACCUGAGUAAUGCUUAUUCUGUGAUGACACAUUCUAAACAGUGGAUGUAGCUUAUAAUCAUAUGAACACUGAUCACGGAUUUUUUAUUAGAGAAAAAGAAUCACUUGUUGAUAUGAAAGGUUUGAUCCAAUGUUUAAAGAACAUUAUUGAGAAAUAAUUUUAUUGCUUAUCUUGUCCAUCCAUAUUCUCUUCAUCAGAGGCAGCUAAAUAACAUAUGAUAGACAAAGGUAUAUAUGGAUUCCUUAUACCUUUUAGGUCAUUGCUUUAUGCCCAAUGAGCACUAUGAUGAACUGUGUCAUUUUUAUGAUUUUACAGAGAAAAUUAAAAAGUUGCUACAACUUGAUGAAAUUCCUGAGUUGAAUGAACCAUCUUUCGAAGAAAUUCUUGAAUUGGAAUCCUUAAGAUCAGAUUCAAGGGUUUCUGAAUUUGAAAUCAUAGAGUAAACUCCUGAAUAAUAAGCAAGAAGAGCAAAAUUAAUGCAUUAUUUAGAAAUCAUUAAUUAAAAUAAAGCAAAGGUAUUGCCAAAUGGAGAAUUGUAAUUACCAAAUGGAAAAAUGUAAAAUCCUAUUUUAAUUUAAUAGUAUUGGCCAUAGAUCCUUAAAACAAUAUUAUGAUUAAAGUCAUGUAGUACCUUUACCUGAAAAAAAUAAUCAUUUGCCAUUGUCAUACUAAACUUAACAAGCUAUUUUGAAUGCUGAAAAAUGAUUUAUUUCCAAA
Molecule: messenger RNA, 1116 nt
Organism: Paramecium octaurelia
Lineage: Eukaryota; Ciliophora; Oligohymenophorea; Peniculida; Parameciidae
Source: the annotation of a GenBank genome assembly